AGUGCCUCCAACAGUAACCUCACUCCAGGAAAUUCACUGGAUACCAAUAAAUCUAUGAACGCUCUCAAGUCGUUAAAAGAGUACAUAUUGGAUAUGGUGGAAAGCGUUAAUGGAGUAAAGGUAUUAAUUCUAGAUGAAUAUACUAGAGACGUUGUUUCUGUUGUAACACCUUUUAGUAUGAUUAUGCAAAAGGAAGUUUUUCUUGUAGAUCUGUUGAGUAAUCACACCAGACAGAAAUUAUCAAACAUGCGUGCUAUUGUUUUUAUCCGACCAACAAAGGAUAAUGCCUAUCUUUUAAAAGAGGAACUCUCCGAUCCUAAAUAUCAAUCCUACAAUGUUUUUUUCUCCAAUGUUGUUGAUGAAGAAAUUCUUCAUAGAUUUGCGGAAAUAGAUAAGAAUGAAAUGGUUAAAAGCGUAUUUGAAUAUUUUACUGAAUAUUUGGCUCUAGAUAACUCGAUUUUUUCGUUGAAUAUGCCUAAAACUUUUAAAAUGAUGACCAGCCGUUCAGAAACAUCUGACACACUUGUUCCAAAGCUAACUGAUGGAUUGACAAGUGUUUUGUUAUCUCUUAGGAAAAGACCAAUUGUAAGAUAUCAAAAGAAUUCUAUUCCUUGUAAAUUAUUAGCUCAAAAUUUGAGUGAAAGAAUUUCUGGAAGAGACAAAUCAAUGAAGGGUAUUUUCGAUUUUAAAAUGGAUUAUGAAACCAGAUAUCAUACUAAAGCACCUCCAGCACCUAUUUUAUUGAUUUUGGACAGAAGAGAUGAUGCUAUCACACCACUUUUAACACAAUGGACUUACCAAGCAAUGAUUCAUGAACUCAUUGGGCUUAAUAACAAUGUAAUCAAAUAUCCAUCUGAUGAAAAAAGAGAAGAAGUCUUUACGGCCCAAUAUGAUGAAUUCUUUUCUCAGAAUAUGUAUGAAAAUUGGGGAGAUUUAUGUAAAAAUGUAAAAAAAAUUGUUGAUAGAUACCAACAGAAUCAUGACAUGAAAGAAAAUAUUCAAUCUAUUGAAGAUUUAGCUAACUUUAUGAAAAACUUCCCAAUAUUUAAAAAACAACAACAAGAAGUAGAAAAACACAUUACAAUGGUAACUGAACUUCGUUCCAUUGUUUCCAGACGUAAAUUACUUGAUGUAUCAGAAGUUGAGCAAGAGCUGGUUUGUGGUCAAACACAUGACAAUAUUUUUGAAGAAUUGAAAAAGAUUAUCAAGAAUGAAAAUACUCUUAAACUAGAUGCCCUCAGACUUGUAAUUAUUUAUUCAUUAAGAUAUGAAGAUAGAAAGUCUGAACUCAAACUUCUGAAGGAGUUGCUUGAGGAUAAAGGUGUAGAAGAAACUUGGUUGGUGGAUGGAGCAAUAAGAUUUGGAGGUAAAUCAGCACGUACUCCUGGCCUUUUCGACGAACAACCAAAAUCUCUUUCAAUAACUUCAUUAUUUAAGAAAGUGGCAAGUGAAUUCCAGGAUAAGGAAGUCUCCAAUGUAUUUACCCAACACAAACCAAGACUUUAUGAAACUUUGGAAUUUUUAUUUAAAGGAAAAUUAGAUACUGAGAAAUAUCCAUUUAUCAGUGAUACUUCAAAGGACAUACCACAAGAGGUGAUAGUAUUUAUUGUCGGUGGCAUUACUUAUGAGGAAGCUUCAGCUGUAGAAUUGUUCAACAGUAAGGCUAGAAGAGAGGCUGAAGAAAGCGCCAAACUGAAAGCUAACUUUGGUGUUAUUAGCUCAUUGAAUCAAAUUGACGAUAAUUUCAAGUCUGUAAUUUUGGGUGGCACCAGUGUUUUAAACUCAAAAUCAUUCCUAAGAGAACUUGAAAAUAUUGAUGGACAUUAAUUAUUAAAAUUGAAAUUAUUAUUCCUUU
Messenger RNA from Naegleria gruberi, 1855 nucleotides. RefSeq names its product vacuolar protein sorting. Gene Ontology annotation, biological process: vesicle-mediated transport; intracellular protein transport. NCBI's taxonomy places the organism in Eukaryota, Heterolobosea, Eutetramitea, Acrasida, Naegleriidae. Gene Ontology annotation, cellular component: Golgi membrane. The transcript has 3 exons. The record is from RefSeq and is a predicted model, not a curated record. The coding region runs from base 55 to 1827 and encodes 590 amino acids.